Parnassius mnemosyne (clouded apollo) is the source of this 2413-nucleotide messenger RNA. NCBI's taxonomy places the organism in Eukaryota, Metazoa, Arthropoda, Insecta, Lepidoptera, Papilionidae. The record is from the annotation of a GenBank genome assembly.
UUUUGUGAGGUGAGCUGGACGUAGCGAGCGGUCGUACUAGUCACUAUAUUUAUAUUUAAUUAAAAAAACUAAUUCACAAUGUGCGACGAAGAAGUUGCCGCUCUGGUUGUAGACAAUGGAUCCGGUAUGUGCAAAGCCGGUUUUGCUGGAGACGAUGCUCCGCGUGCCGUAUUCCCCUCAAUUGUGGGCCGCCCUCGCCAUCAGGGUGUGAUGGUGGGAAUGGGACAGAAAGAUUCCUACGUGGGCGAUGAAGCGCAGAGCAAGAGAGGUAUCCUCACCCUCAAGUACCCCAUCGAGCAUGGUAUUGUCACCAACUGGGACGACAUGGAGAAGAUCUGGCACCACACCUUCUACAAUGAACUCCGAGUCGCGCCCGAGGAACACCCCGUUCUGCUCACAGAGGCUCCCCUCAACCCCAAAGCCAACAGAGAGAAGAUGACUCAGAUCAUGUUCGAGACCUUCAACACACCCGCUAUGUACGUGGCCAUCCAGGCCGUACUGUCGCUGUACGCGUCCGGUCGUACCACCGGUAUCGUUCUUGACUCCGGUGACGGUGUUUCACACACGGUGCCCAUCUACGAGGGUUAUGCGCUGCCCCAUGCCAUCCUCCGUCUGGACUUGGCCGGCCGUGACCUCACCGACUACCUAAUGAAGAUCCUUACAGAGCGAGGUUACUCAUUCACCACCACAGCCGAGCGGGAAAUCGUGCGUGACAUCAAGGAAAAACUGUGUUACGUCGCCCUCGACUUCGAGCAGGAGAUGGCCACCGCUGCCUCCAGCAGCUCCCUCGAGAAGUCCUACGAACUUCCCGACGGUCAAGUCAUUACUAUCGGAAACGAGAGAUUCCGUUGCCCAGAGGCCCUCUUCCAACCGUCAUUCUUGGGUAUGGAAGCUAACGGCAUCCACGAGACGACGUACAACUCGAUCAUGAAGUGCGACGUCGAUAUCCGUAAGGACUUGUACGCCAACACAGUAUUGUCCGGCGGUACCACCAUGUACCCCGGCAUCGCCGACCGUAUGCAGAAGGAGAUCACAGCGCUCGCUCCUUCCACAAUGAAGAUCAAAAUCAUUGCACCCCCGGAGAGGAAGUACUCCGUAUGGAUCGGAGGUUCCAUCCUCGCGUCCCUGUCGACCUUCCAACAGAUGUGGAUCUCGAAGCAAGAGUACGACGAGUCCGGCCCCUCGAUCGUGCACAGGAAGUGCUUCUAAUUUCAAAUUGCCAAGUGAGACUAUUUCUACUUUAUGAUGCCCUACACCGAGAUCACAAUCGGCGGCUCAAAUCACGCUUGUAAUAUAUUGUAUAAGUGCAGUAUUUAACUAGGUUGUAAGGUAUCGUAAUAUGCAUAUUACGUAAACAUGCGGAUCGUUUUUGUUUCCGUUGUUGACAAAUGAUUUUUGAAUAAUUUAUUGAAUGUUACUAACCUCAACAUUUUUAAUAAAAAAAUAAUUUAUAUACCGGUAUAAAACUGAAGUUUCCUUGAUCACCCAAGAUUUAGAAAAAAAUGAUAUAAAAAUAUUUUACAAAAUAAAAAUUUUAAUUAACACUUUUUUUGCCAUUUUAUCCUUGCUAUAAAAGUGCUGCAUGAGAAUCGAUUUUUUUACUGCUUCUUCUAAAUUGAAAUUUUUCCCAUCAAAAAGUUAUCUAAACUUCGAAAAAGUAAAAGUCUGUUGGACCAGGGUCUGUAGAAAUUUGAUGGGUGAGAAAGGGUCUCCAGACUGAACUCUGCUAAUUUUGAUAAGGUUUGUUGUGCAGUAUGUGAAGAGCCCUCUCCUUUCUAUGCCGAUUCAACGAUAUAAUGCAAGCUUGGACUCGGCCUCUUGCUGUGCUUCACUCAGUUCGUGCGAUACCCAUUUGUUAAGCUUAUAUAUUUUACCAAUUGGCCGCACAGGAUUAAUGUUAUUUUGACAUUUUCAUGAAAAGCCGACGCUUGUUCGGCCACAACUAUAGUUUGAGGCGAAUCCGAUUCCAAUAAAUUUGUCAUAACCGUAAGUACAUUAUACCUCAAUGAUAUCACCCUCUUCUUCGGGCGACCCCGAGAUUUAUUAAUAAGGUCAAAAUUUCCCGAACGGAAACGAUUACUAUUACGCACAGUUCGUUCCUUAGUAAUCCAAACCCUUCAUCAAUAAACAUCAUUGUGCGUGACGUUUAUAUAGCACUAUUAAAGAAAGAUCUAAAACGAAAGAAACAAAUGAAUAAGUAAAUGAUUUUGAAAAAUGAAUGAACAUCUUGAAUAUUUAAUUUAUUUUUAUUAAUUCCAAGUUAAAUAAUUAAGUUCAGUCGCCAGUUCAACAAAACGGUAAUUUCGUAAACCACUUAAACUUACUAAAAUUAUACUCGUAUAAUAUAAUUAUUUUAAAACUGUUGGUAUAUUUUGAAAUAAUCAGUUCCUCCUAUUUCAUGCUAACAAAUAUG